Molecule: messenger RNA, 876 nt
Organism: Suillus subalutaceus
Lineage: Eukaryota; Fungi; Basidiomycota; Agaricomycetes; Boletales; Suillaceae
Product: NRDE protein-domain-containing protein
Exons: 4
Coding region: 1-876 (291 amino acids)
Biological process (GO): Golgi organization; protein secretion
Cellular component (GO): Golgi apparatus
Source: RefSeq, a predicted model, not a curated record
AUGUGUGUUGGCUUCUACACGCUCGAGCACCCGGAAUAUGCCCUUGUACUUUGCAGUAACCGUGACGAAUAUCUUGAACGACCCACCGAUCUGGCUCGGUUUCAUUCAUUCGAUAAGCUAGAGGAACAUCAUUUUCUAGAGGGAAAUAUUCUCUCUGGUAUUGACGUUCGUGCUGGUGGAACCUGGUUGGGUGUUAAUCGGACCGGAAAAGUUGCCUUUUUAACAAACAUCACAGAAGAGUACAAGACGUAUGGUUCUUCCAGGGGUGACCUCGUUGCCAAUUUUCUUUCGUCAGAUUCGGAAGAGGACGUACACAAUCUUAUCCCUCGCGAUGCUAAAUAUGCAGGCUUUAAUUUAUUACUCUUGACACCAUCCACCCGUGGUGAACACGACUUGAUAUUCGAUGGAACAUAUGUCACCAACCAUGGUGGAGGAGGAACGCUCAUUGUCCGCCCGCUGACUAAUGCUGAGAGAAGAUGUGGGGGCAUGUCAAACGGAAUUGAUGGUAAAGGUGCUGAAAUGUGGCCAAAAGUCCAAAACGGACUUCAUUCGUUUAAAUCGAUCAUGAACGCGGUCUCACCGACCAUGCCGGAGAAGGAACUAGCCGACAAUCUCUUUGAGCUAUUGACUUGGAAAUGUUCGCAGCCGCCAAGCGCACGCUCAGAACUGAGGAACACAAUCCAGGUGGAACCAUUUAUAAUGCAAGGGUCACGAGAGUUCUAUGGAACGCGCCUUUCGACGGUGAUAUUAGUGAAAAGAACCGGGGAAGUGUUGUUCAUCGAGAGAGAUAGGUGGAAGCUCGUUGAUGCCAAGCCUGUAUUGUCAGAUCACUCUUCACAGCGUGAAUUCCGUUUCGAAUUGCAGCCAGUUCAUUAA